AUGCGUUCACAUUUUUUCAUCGUCAUUAUUUUUUUCAUUUUUCAUUUUUAUUUAUUCACAUUCUUUCAUUAUUUCUUUUUCAUCUGUUUUCAUUCUUUCUUUGUUCUCAUUUUUUGUUCUUACUUUUUUCCUGACUUCCAUUCAUUCAUUCUCUUUUUCAUUUUUCCAUUUUAUUAUUUUCCUCAUUUUUUUAAUGGCUUUUAUUCUUUCAUUCUUUUUUAUUGCUUCUUCUUUAAUUUCCUCAUUUUAUUUCUUCUUCCUCUUUCAUUCCCCCGUUUUAUGCCUUCUCAUUUUUUUUUUUUUGUUAUUUCUCAAUUGUUUAUUUCAUCUUUUUCGUUUCUUUUCAUUCCUCCAUUCAAUUAUUUAUUCUCAAUUAUUUAUUCUCAUUUUUUAAUCGCUUUUAUUCUUUUUUUAUUUUUUCUCCUAUCAUUCCCCCUUUUUAUUUCUUCACGUUCUUUCAUUCUCUCUUUUUCAUGCGUGCUCAUUCUUUUAUUAUUUCAUAAUCUUUUAUUAUCUCUUUUUCAUUCUUCCAUUUCAUUUCUUAUUUGUUCUUAUAUUUUAUUCUCAUUUUUUAUUUCUCAUUCUUUCUUUUUUGUUAUUCUUUUUCCUUUUCUUUUGUUUUUAUUAUUCCUCUCUCUCUCUCUCUCUCUCUCUCUCUCUCUCUCUCUCUCUUUCCUAUUUUUUCUCAACGUUAUCUCCUGUGUAACUCGUUCUAUUUUAUUUCUCCAUUCUCCUUUUUUUCUUUAUUUUCUAUCGCUCUAUUUUUCUUCUCUAUCUUUAUUAUCCUCUAUUCUUCUCUCGCUUCUACUUGACUUCUCUUAUUUGCUCUGUUUUUCUCUCUUCUUUCGUCUCUUCAUCUCUCCCUCUAUUUUCUCUCAGUUUUGUAACGCGUGA
This is a messenger RNA of Acanthosepion pharaonis, 894 nucleotides long. The record is from the annotation of a GenBank genome assembly. Lineage: Eukaryota; Metazoa; Mollusca; Cephalopoda; Sepiida; Sepiidae.